Molecule: messenger RNA, 2133 nt
Organism: Theileria orientalis strain Shintoku
Lineage: Eukaryota; Apicomplexa; Aconoidasida; Piroplasmida; Theileriidae
Exons: 3
Coding region: 1-2133 (710 amino acids)
Source: RefSeq, a predicted model, not a curated record
AUGUUUCGUAAGCGAAUUCCCCUUAAUAAAAGGGAGGUUUCUCACGAACUUCCGGAAUCUUUAGAAAGUUCCAGUUUUUCCGAGAAUCUUCCUCCAAAAGAUUCCAUUAAUGACAAUUCAUCUUCAAACUCACAGGAAUCUCAUGGGUUCUCUGUUUCAGACCCUAAUGUCAGCUUCAGGAGGGGUUUACGUGACGGAACUAUCACCAACAAGGUUGAUUUAUCCCAAGAUAGCUCUUUUAAACACACUAAAAAGACUAUUUCCAACUUAAGUUUUACUGACUCACUUAUUGAAAAUGAUUUGGAUAAAAUACAGCUUAGAAGUAGCAAUUUGAAAAGGUCGUUUCAGAAGAAAAGAUCCAGGAAGGGGCUGAAUUUGACAAACACUAAAAAAUCCAUCAUUUACGGACACGAAAAUGCAACAAAGCCGAGAAUAUCUCCUGAACCUGCCCAGUCUGAUACUAAAUUUGAAGAAGAAGUCAUGGAAGACGUUGAAUUCCCAGAUAAGUUAUCUGAAGUAUCUGGUUAUUCGGACCAUGAAAGUGACGAUAUGGACUACGGUAAAGAUGCUCCACAAACAGUGCAGAAGGAUGAUGGAGAGGUGGCUCUCUACGAGAUUUCGGACGUUGAAGAGGAGUUUGACAUUGAGUCAGAAAUAUCGCAAAUAAUUAAAAAUGUUGAGGAUGAACUGCACAUUCUGAACAAGAACCUCGGUUCCACGAAUGCACUGUUGCAACAGAACACAGAGAAGAUAGCGAAGCUAGAUACGGAUCAGCUGGAGCUGGCUAACAGAAUUAAUUCAUACUUUAACCUACUGGAGGCCUCAAGAACGCUGUUCAGCCUCGUGGAAUCUAAGCUCCCGGAUCUGUCAAGGUGCCUCGAUAAAACCAGGACCAACAUGAUCGAGGAGACUGAGUGCCUUCUGAGGAUGCGCAGGUGGAUAUACUGUGACCUCCUUAGGCUGUCAGGAGUUAACGACGUGGAUUACAGCUGCGGAGAGUUGGAGGACAUCGAUGACAUGGGCAAGGAUCUGUCGAUCACAAUAGGCAGGACGUUUCUAAAGAGGGUUGAGAGCUUGCAGCAUUUUAAGCAGGACCUCGUCAAAAACAGCCUUAAGUACUCUAAUAAAUUCACCUUUAAGGAGUUGGAACCGUAUCUGGUCCCAGAAGUCAGGUACCUGUUCACACUUAAGCUGGGAUUUAACUACACAAUUGAGCAGUUAUCAGAGCUGUACGAAUAUGAAAUCAACUUGGAACGAGUAAACAUAAACUUGAUGGACGACGUCACAGACGAAUAUAAGAGCAUAAGCAGGUCCCUGGAAGUGUUUAGAACGUUAAAGAGAAACUCGGACCUGUUGGAGUCUUUUAAUUUCGCAAACCUCAAGGACGUCUUUCUUUUCUAUGUUAAGGCGUCCAUGUUGACCUGGAACCCGCUGAACAACCCUCAUGUCGAGGAUCUUGAAUGGUUUCGAGUCUUAAUGGAGUUCGAUCCACAGCUUUUACCUGUAAUUGCUGAUGAGGUGCUCUAUUCUCUGGCCUUAAAUUGCAUUGAGUACUUUGAUAUUGAGUCCUACGACCAGUGCAAUAACCUAUCGCAAUUUCUUAAAUUCGUACUGCAAAACUCAGGCGGCGCCAACCGGUCCCUAAUUGUGGAGAAAAUCACCUCCUCUCUUCACAAGUCGCUGCAGACCAAGGUUUCAAUCGUGACUUUUGGCGUUAAUUCGCAGGACUCGUCUGAGAAGCUUUCGAACAUGCUUGACCCCGUGGUGUGCCACAUUUUGAAGUUCGGGUACUUGAACCUGGUUGCGAACGUUGUUUGCUUCUCCGACUUCCUCUCAAACGCGACUCUCGCAACGAUUGCAGUCGACGACCUGUUUCUGAACAAAAUGUUACCCUUGCUCGACUUCAAUUCUGCACUCGACGCCUUUUUGGUCCUACAUUUUAAAAGGGCCACUGAGCCUCUGGGCAGGCACCUUCAGAUUAAAACCAAGAACAACUCAACUGUAAGGCUGACUUUCAGCCGAUUUUCUGAGUCUGUGACCACUUCACCAUCAAACUCCGACGUUUUCAACUCACUUUCGGUGCCAAUGGACUCCGACACUUACACUAGACUAAUUGGUUCAGAUUCAGCCUAA